Mesorhabditis belari is the source of this 786-nucleotide messenger RNA. The record is from the annotation of a GenBank genome assembly. Lineage: Eukaryota; Metazoa; Nematoda; Chromadorea; Rhabditida; Rhabditidae.
AUGAAGGCCAUGUUUCAACGAAAGUUUAUGCAAAUAAUCCCUUAUCGAAUCUUGUUUGCUAUUGGUUGUCUAGACAUGCUGAGCAUUGUUUUGAACUCGAUUUUGCCAGGCUAUUGGCUCAUCACCGCUCAAUCGUUUUGUGAAAGUCCGUUGCUGAAUUUGUACAUUGGAUCGUUUACUUUCCCAUCUUGGGCAGCAUAUGUUGGUCUCAACGUUUCACUCAGUAUCAAUCGACUCAUCGAUUUCACAUGGCCAAGCUGGGAGAUGAAACUAUUUGGUGGGAAACGGAUCGUUUUAUGGACCGGUUUACCGACACUCUACGGUUUAUUUCUUUAUUUUUUCUUGCCUCCAAUGCUUUACUAUCCUGGGACGGGUGGUUACUAUUUUGGGAUCGAACCGGGGAAAAUUGAGACACCGCUCUACUAUUCAAUUAGCGACGCUAGCGUGGCGACAAUAAUGUUGCUUCUGAAUUUGCUUAUGAUUAGAGCCAUGUACCGGAGAAAUGCGGCGAUGAUGACAAAAUUGCAACGAGUGAUUAUGAUUCAAUGCCUUGGGAUGAGUGUGACCGUUUUGUUAUGUGCUUGGCUUUAUGUGUUGAUGCAAAUCGUUCCGAUGCCUCAAUUCAUGGUCACUGGCGCAAAUUUGUUUUGGAUUUUGUCGAAUGGGAGCAUGAUGAUUUUCUAUCUUUUUGUCAACAAAGCGAUGAGGAAAGAAGUGCAAAAGAUUUUGAGGAAACACUGUUUGCUGAAAGUGAAACCAAAGCCUGUUUAUGGUUGUGAAUGUAAA